This is a messenger RNA of Leucoraja erinaceus (little skate), 5275 nucleotides long. RefSeq lists its product as uncharacterized. The coding region runs from base 138 to 4823 and encodes 1561 amino acids. NCBI's taxonomy places the organism in Eukaryota, Metazoa, Chordata, Chondrichthyes, Rajiformes, Rajidae. The transcript has 25 exons. The record is from RefSeq and is a predicted model, not a curated record.
GCAGCUGGAGACACCCAGAGAUUCCAUGGCCCACCGGACGGAUUGGAGAGAACGUGCCGAAUUCUUCCAGGAAGUCUUGGACAGCGCAGGAGCAAGCCUCGCUAGUGGGGGAGUGAGCUCAGCGCCGUUUGCAGAAGAUGCAACGAUGGGGAGAGACUGUGGGGGAUGACGGGGCAGAGAGUGGCCGUCCUGCCCCUUCCCUGCCCCAUCCCGCCAGAGAGUGGCUGUCCUGCCCCAUCCCGUCAGGAGCCGGGGAUUCCCCUGUGCUGCAGCCCAGGCACCUUUGUCGGAUCCUCUGCAAGGAUCUCCACUGCGCCUCGCCCAUGUUGACGGAGCCGCAGGCUGCUGCUGCAGCUCCUGUGGGAGGGGAAGCGGUGGAGGGUUCCGGGGGCACGGAGGAGGUUGGCAUACAUGGCCGGCCCUCCGUACCCGACUGCCCAAAUACGGCAGGCUCCCCAACCCCUCCACCAGCCUCUCGCAGCCCGGUGCUGCCGUCUGGGAGGGAGGUUGGUGAAUGGGACGCGGGGGCGGGUGACGGUGGUGGUGAGGCGGGUGGAGCUUCACUGGCCAGUGACAUCCGGCUGAAGGCAGAGGUCAUCGUGGGGGGAGGUGGGAGUGACCAGCAGGCUGGAGAUGGUGACUCUGGGUGGUUUAGUCCUGCCGUCUCCUUGGCAGAGGUUGGCUGUCCCACCUCCUAUGCCAGUCCAGAACCUCCCACAGGCUUUGCCCAUCAUCCCGGGGCCACCUCUACAGCCAAGCACAACCCCUCGCUGCCGGAGGCUUCUCCGGAACGGUCCCCCACACCUGCGCCACUCCUCUGCCCUCCGCUCGGUUUUCCGACCUUGAGGAAUUCCAUCCCCCUUCCUGCUGAGGCCCACCCUCCCCAGCCCACCCGGAGCUCCUCCACCCCUCCUGGGGCCAUGGUCGGGUCCCAACCCUCCGGCACGCGGGAUCAGACGUCGCCCGCCCUCUCCCAGCAACACGUCCCAUCCCAGGAUUGUGCCACAUCCCGGGACCCCAGUCCAUCCCAGGAUCAUGGCCCAUCCCAGUAUCCCUGUGGUGUCGGGCUUCCUGAACAACACCUUCCCCGGGGCUUUGACCACGGGAUGUCUUUCCCGCUGGCCAAGGUGGAAUAUGUCCCGGAGUCCAAUGGGAUCAUGGACCAGGAGAUCGUCUCCAAGCUCCCGUCUAGCUCUCCAUGCCCUGACUCGACUUUCAACACGACCUCGCCACAAUGUAGGCAUGGCCAAAUGGAAUCCCACCCGUCCCAGAAGGAAUACCAUCCCUGCUCCGACUGCGAUCCCCCAAGGCAGGACACGACGGUGGCAUCCAGGUGUGGUUCGGAAGGAACAGUUGAAGAUCUGCGGAGGUCGGCUUUUCCGGAGCAACAGGGAGAAAGCAAGGAGGCUGCGGUGGCCAAUGCAGCUGUCCUCCCAGAGUCACUGGAGCACCACUGGGCUUCGUCAGACCAGGACAUCCAGAGCCAGCUGAGGGAGUGCCAACUCAUAUUGCAGGGCAUCUCCGAGGCGCUGCAGGCCCAGGGUGUGGCCGAGGAGCACGUCACGGAGUGGAGGGAGAAGGUGGCAGAGCUGGAGAAGCAGACGGUUCCUGUGGUGACCCACGUGGCUGUGGUUGGGGACACGGGGUCGGGGAAGAGCAGCCUGCUGAACGCUCUGCUGGAUGAGGAAGGGGUGUUGCCCACCUCGGCCAUGAGAGCCUGCACUGCCGUGGUGGUGGAGAUAUCGCACAACGCCAGCUCUCAACACUACACCGCUGACGUCGAGUUCUUCUCCGUGGAGGAGUGGAACAAGGAGCUGGCCUCGCUGCUCAGCGACAUGAAUAAACGUUCCGGGCGGCGGAGGAGGAGGAGACCAGACCCCGGCUCCGAGGCCAGUGUGGCGCAAAGUCGCCUCAAGGCAGUCUAUGGACAAAUCCGGCCGUACCAGGAGCUACAGGAGAUGCGUGAAGUCACGCAGUACCUCGGGACAACCACCACCAUCAGCGAGGAGCAGGCAAGUGAAUUCCGCUCCAAAGUGGUGCGUUUCAUCGAUUCCCGCAAUGACUCUUCGGGCAGCAAGGGCGGUGAGUUCUGGCCGAUUGUGAAGAGGGUGCGCGUCCAAGUGCCACGUUCUGACGUGCUACAGACCGGCGCGGUUCUGGUGGACCUGCCCGGGGUCAGAGAUUCCAACGCUGCAAGGAACUCUGUGGCCAAAGAGUACCUGAAGAGGUGUGACGCGGUGUGGAUUGUGGCUGACGUCACACGGGCGGUGGAUGACAAGACGGCCAAGGAGAUGCUGGACGAAAGUCUACGCCGCCAGCUGCUGAUGGACGGUCAGGUUGGCUCCAUCGCCUUCAUCUGCACCAAGACCGACUCGCACAACGUCACCGAGAUCAUGAGUGCCCUCCCUCUGACCGCUGGCUGCAUCUCUCUGGAGGCUGACAUUGCCCAGCUGAGGAAACAGAUUGAACAGGGACAACGUGACCGUGAGGACUGGACAUCAGAGCUGGAACUUGCACCCUCCAGCAAUCAGAAUGGAGAAAGGACCAAGCAGGUGCGACUUGCUAUCAAACAGCUGGAGGUGGAGUUGACCGAAUUCCAUCGAGAAGUGAGUGCAAAGCAGAGUGAGCUGUCGCUGAAUGCCAUCGAGGCCCGGAAUUCAUUCUGCAAGCAAAAGAUUCGCCUGAAUUUCAAGAGGGGACUGCAGGAUCUGAAGUGCCAGGCCAGGGAUGAAGAUACGGAAAGCGAUGAGGAGCUGGGGGAGAGUGAUGAGGAGGAUGAGGAUGAGGAUGUAUUGGAGGAACAUUUCCACACGGAAUCACUCCUCCCUGUCUUUACUGUUAGCUCCACCGAGUACCUCAAGCUGAGGGACAUGCUUCAACGGGACGGCCCUCCGCGCGUGUUCCACAACAUCGAGGACACAGAGAUCCCAGCGGUGCAGAGGUUUGUCCACCGGACCACCCUGGCCAGGCAGGCGCUGGGCACCGAGGUGGUGGUCCGUGAUCUGGCCAGCUUCAUCAGCCACAUCGUCACCUACCUGACCAACCGCAGAGCCCAGGCUGCCUCGUGCCAGGCUCUGUUGCGAGGGGCCGUGCAGGACAGUCUGUCCCAUGUCCAGGAAAUCUUCCAGGAGGUAGUGGAGGACUGCAGCCUCAACGUCCGCGCCUCCUUCACCACCAUCAAAACUCAACUAAACGUGGGGAGGAAGGCAGCGCUGAAAAGCAGUGCGGACACAGUCAACCGCUGGGGCUCGAGGCCCCCUAGUGGGUUCCCGUACGCGACCUACAGGGCAACCUGUAGCCGCAAUGGCACCUACGCAUCCCCCGCCUGUGGCACCAUCGACUUCAACGAGGACCUCAGCCGCCCCUUGCUCACCCAGCUACAAGUGGUCUGGAACGCUGAGUUCAGUGGGUCGGUGCCGCGGUGCCUGCAGAGGUUUCAGGUUGCCGUCGUGGAGAAACUGGACAACUUCUUCACCGAGCUGCUCCAGAGACUGCGGCGUAUAAAGAGUGACGCCAGUGCCGUUGAAUACAUCCUCAACCAUCACCUCACCUCCGUGCGUGCCAAGCUGGAAAACUUUACCCUGGGUUUACUGGAGGACAUCGCAGACCGGCAGCGAAAUAUAUCCAGGACCCUGACUCCGGCCGUCCAAGACGGGAUGGUGCCCGCCUACGUGGAGUGCUCGGGCCAGUCCGGAGCGGGCUCCUUUGACCGGAUGAAGGCCUGCAUGGAGAUACACACGUAUCGACAUAGCCAGGAGCUCUUCAACACGGCCUGCCGCAGGCUGGAAGACCAACUCGACCUCCUGACGCAAGAGAUCCAGUCGCGCCUGAAGGUGUUUUUGGAUGAUAUCUGCAGUGAGCUGUUGGUGCUGUUUGAGCCGCUGCUGAAACCAGUGAAGAUAAUCGAUGAGAUCAUCCCCAAGCUGGCGACCAUCUGCAGGAGGAUGAAGGCUGUGUGCCACAGAUCCCAAAUCGACUUCACCUUCCCCAAGAUUGAGGAGGCGGACAAGGAGCCGGAACCCGCCGCCGCGGCGCUGAGGAAACGGGUGGAAUCGGGAACGCCACCGCUCCAGGAGAUGGGGAGAUUCGUGGCCAAAGUCAAGAUAAUGCAGAUCAAGCAGAUGCUCGUCCCUCUGCCCCACUCUGUUGAGAUUUCAUUGGAAGAAGUGGUUCUGAAAUACAAAGAGUCUGACAAUCUGCAGGAGAAGCGAAUCCCAUUCCUGCUUCUCUCCGUCUGUGAGUUCUGCACCAGUCUAUCCUUCCUCACCUUGACCCACAGGAAAAACCACACGGGCAGGGAGCAGGUCGACGUAGUGGUGCUGGAGGGAGAGCAGGCCUGCUCGCUGUUGGGCCACUGGAUGGAGGCGUUGGCCAAUCGUUGGCGCGGGCAGCUGGAGAUCAGGCCGCUGGAGCUGGAGCAGGGAGUGCAGAGACUGAGCUCGCUCGGGGUCAUCUACCAGAGCUCCGACACCACGGUGCCGAUGGAAGAGGAGACGCCGUGUGCCUGGGCGAGACCGUGUGAGGACCCGUCCCCCUCCCCCUCCCCCUCAUCCUCGUCCUGUGCCUCAGCCGUGACUCCCUCUCGCAGCAGGAAGAGAGAGUGGGGCGAGAGGGAGCAGCCCAGAGCCGUCUCCUGGGCCCACAGGAGGCAAAGCUCGCAGCUCAGUGUGGAUGCACCAGUGCAGCCUCCCGCAUUAAAGAAGGAGAAGGGAGACUGGCAGGACUCCAUCCCGUCUCAGGAGUGGCUGUGCAGGUCCAUGCCCCCUGUGUUGAAGAAGGAAUCCUACCAGCAUCCUGUAGAGGAGGACUUUGACAAACCCUGAUGUGCCUCAUGGCUGGACUGCACACCCACUCUCUGGAUCACCGGCUGCCUUCAACCAGUCAACUCCGUGUGUGUUGUGUCUUCUGCCCGGACUCCAUGCUCCGCUGGCCCGCCCCUGUUGUUCGGGUGGGUGGGUGGGGAUAGGGGGGUCCAACUCCUGUUGCCCUUGCUGCCACCUCAGCCCGCCUCUGGUGGACCUCUCACCAGCUCCUGAAUCUCUUGCACAAUAGGGUACAGGUUGUGUAGAAACAAAGUCCCGCAGAUGCUGCUGUUCACCAAAGAUAGACACCGAGUGCCGGAGUAACUCAGCAGCUCAGGCAGCAUCUCUGGAGGGAAGGGAUGGGUGACGUUUCAGGUCGGGACCUUUCUUCAGACUGAGAGUGGGGGGGGGAGGGGGUGAAGAGCUGGGGGCAAGAAAAGACCUGGACCCAUUUGAGUUGGCAACAGAUGACA